AUGGAGCAGUGGGAAAAAGAGUUUUUUAAAGUGGAUCUUGGACUUUUAUUCGAGAUCAUAAUGGCCGCAAACUAUCUGGAUAUAGCUGGUCUUCUCGACAGUGCCUGCAAAUUAGUUGCCAGAAUGAUGAGGGUAUGUGAACGCAACCUUCUUUUAGUCGAGUCAACGUGGGCAUACCUGCAGUUACACUGUGUUCAGGGCAAAACCCCGGAAGAGAUUCGUGUCUUGUUCAACAUUACUAAUGAUUUCACACGCGAGGAAGAAGAACAGAUUUGGAAAGAGAGCGCUUGGUGCGAAGAUUAA
Strongylus vulgaris is the source of this 303-nucleotide messenger RNA. Lineage: Eukaryota; Metazoa; Nematoda; Chromadorea; Rhabditida; Strongylidae. The record is from the annotation of a GenBank genome assembly.